Aspergillus pseudonomiae is the source of this 1374-nucleotide messenger RNA. RefSeq lists its product as uncharacterized. Gene Ontology annotation, molecular function: oxidoreductase activity, acting on the CH-OH group of donors, NAD or NADP as acceptor. The transcript has 5 exons. The record is from RefSeq and is a predicted model, not a curated record. NCBI's taxonomy places the organism in Eukaryota, Fungi, Ascomycota, Eurotiomycetes, Eurotiales, Aspergillaceae. Bases 292 to 1305 code for a protein of 337 amino acids.
CCAAGUGCACUGCUUUAUAAUCGAGUGGAAGACUUUAUAAUGACAAAUGUGAACUUGACCCUUGCUGAGUGAUGGCCGAUAGAUAUCGGUACUGGUGCUUCCAUAUCGAAUAGCUUACCCAGCUCCGCGGAGGCAGACAUAUGUGUAUUCCGCUUGGUUGAAAUAGACUAUAAAUCAAUCCAUGGUCCCGGAGCACAGGACGAGAAACAAAGCACCAAAGUUACCAUUUCAAUUCAGAGUUCUUCACAUCCAUAACACCUUGCUGCAAGUGAACAACACCUGCCAACCAAAAUGGCCUCGAUCAACAAAGAAUUAUAUGCUAUUGCGCCUGGCUCGCGUGUUCUGGUCACAGGUGCCAAUGGAUUUAUUGGUUCCCAUGUUGUUCAGCAACUCUUAUCUCUUGGAUACGUUGUGCGAGGAACGGUGCGUUCCCAGAAGCCGUGGCUCGAAGAACUUUUCAGGUCCAAAUUUGGACCCAGCAGUUUCGAGUCGGUUGCUAUCCCAGACUUGAGUGACCUUGACACUUUGAGCAAGGCAAUGUCGGAUGUUAGCGGAGCAUCAGAUGUUUCCUUUAGCCCGAAUGCUGAGGAGGUUAUUCCGAGAGUUGUUUCAGCCACUGAGACCAUCUUGGAAGCCGCCGCUAGGCAACCAGAGGGAUCAAUUCAGAGAGUCGUCCUGACCUCAUCAGCUUCAGCGGCAGCAUUACCACAACCAGGGGUGGAAGGGAUUGUGGUCACUGAAGACACGUGGAAUAUCGCGACGGUGAAUGCUGCUUUUGAUGAAAGUACGCCAGCAGAUGCCAAGCCGUUCACAGUUUACGUUGCGUCUAAGACAGAAGGUGAACAAGCGGCGUGGAAAUGGGUUGAGAAGAACAAGCCGGCUUUCGUGUUUAACGCGGUCUUGCCCUACUAUACUCUCGGACAAGUCCUUCACCCCGAGAUACCAGGCUCCACCAUGAAAUGGGCAGCCAACCUGCUUAACGGCGACGAUUCGAAAAUAGAAUUCGUCGACGUUGUAGACCUGGCACGCGUGCAUGUCGUUGGUCUUCUUCAUCCCGAAGUCAAGUCUGAACGUCUGUUUGCUUUCGCCUCGACCUUUACCUGGAAGGAAUUCGUCAGCAUUUUGCGGAAAUUCCGUCCAGAUAAUGCAAAAAUCCCAAUUCCUCCGGAGAAUGAGCUCCGAGACCUAAGUGAUAUCGUUCCUGCCCAGAGGGCGGAGAGUUUGAUCAGGUCACUUUUCGGGCGACCUGGUUGGAUUGGAUUAGAGGAGUCAAUCCGGGCUGGAAUCGAUAGUCUGGGGUACUAGAGGUUUUCAAGACAUAGACAGACCCAGAGAAGUUGCAACACUUAUGCGCAAUUAGGUGGUAGGGCGUCG